CACCGUGUAGAAGCGCAACGACCCUGACGGGGAGGCGCAUUUUCUGGACCAAUUCUAUCAGACGACGGGGUUUCACAAGGCAGACCAAGAUUGUCAACAGAGAUGUCUUUUAUAUUUGACUGGAUCUACAAGAGCUUCAGUAGUGUCCUGCAGUUAUUAGGGUUGUACAAGAAGACUGGGAAGCUGAUUUUCCUCGGACUAGACAAUGCUGGGAAAACAACUCUUCUGCAGAUGCUCAGAGACGACAGGCUGGGACAGCACAUGCCAACAAUGUACCCAACAUCUGAGGAGCUGACCAUAGCUGGAAUGACAUUCACCACUUUUGACCUUGGAGGUCAUACACAAGCUCGAAGGAUCUGGAAGAAUUACUUCCCAGCAAUUAAUGGGAUAGUCUUUUUGGUGGAUUGUGCUGAUCAUGACCGUCUAGCGGAGGCUAAAGCUGAACUGGAUGCGCUGUUAACAGAUGAAACCAUCGCUAACAUCCCAGUUCUUAUCCUGGGGAAUAAGAUAGACCGUCCAGAAGCCAUCAGUGAGGACGGACUCAAAGGAAUGUUUGGUCUGCAUGGACAUACAACUGGAAAGGGUAAAGUUUCACUGAAGGAGCUGAAUUUGAGGCCAAUGGAGGUGUUCAUGUGUAGCGUGCUGAAGAGACAAGGUUAUGGAGACGGUUUUCGCUGGCUCUCUCAGUAUAUUGACUGAUUAUGGUAUCUUUUAAUAGCAUUAAUUGGACUUCGUUGCUGCCUGUACACACAAAAGCGUGUUUUGCAGAAAACUAUCUGCAGUAAGCAUAGGCUUUAUCAAAUAUGCCAUUUCUUGCACUUUGACAGCAAGUGAGGAAUACAUGUAAGCAUUAAUUUUCCUAUAUGAAGGUGAGGGUAGAGGUAAUCAUUUAUACUGCAUUGCUACCCUAUUUUUAAAGCAUGUAGAAAAAUAUGUGAUGCUGUGACCCGGUGUCAGAGCUGGGUUUAUAUUUGGCUGCUGGUGUUGACUUACUGUUGACAUUAUAUGGAUGAAGAAUCUCCCACUUGGGUUAAACUGUAUAAUUAAUCUGUUACAAAGAACUAAGCAUGAAGGUCAAUGCAAAUUAUGCUAAUAUUAACACAGUAGCAGUCACUGCUACCUCCUUAGAUACUGACCUAUGUAUUGAUUGCAUGUAGCGAAGAGCUUGUGGCUACAGAUGUCAUGAUAGCCUGACUGUUAAACAUAUGCAGGACAACUGCUUCAGCAUUGCUAAGUAAUGUAAGAAACUCGUAGUUUAAUGCAGGAAAGAUGCUACACUGUUAUCAUAAUGGGUCACCUGAGUACUUUGUGAUUAGUUGCUGCUCACAACAUGCAGUGAUUUUAUGAGAGUACCUGCACUUGAAUACAAUUAUGCACAUUUGCAGAAAGUAACGGUGCAACAGAUACAUAUAUUUUUUGUGUAAAGUACCUUAUUUAUAUUUAGAAAAAAUAGUCUUACCUCGUGUUAUAAAUGUCACACCGAAAUAUGAAGUGAAGUCUGUUACAAAAUGAUGUGAUUCUAUUGUAUGUGACAAUGUAGCACAAUAAAUACUUUUGGCAAUUA
Messenger RNA from Girardinichthys multiradiatus, 1564 nucleotides. It is a transcript of the gene sar1ab, whose product is annotated as secretion associated, Ras related GTPase 1Ab. Gene Ontology annotation, molecular function: GTP binding; GTPase activity. The record is from RefSeq and is a predicted model, not a curated record. Gene Ontology annotation, biological process: intracellular protein transport; membrane organization; vesicle organization. The transcript is spliced from 7 exons. Gene Ontology annotation, cellular component: COPII vesicle coat; endoplasmic reticulum exit site. NCBI's taxonomy places the organism in Eukaryota, Metazoa, Chordata, Actinopteri, Cyprinodontiformes, Goodeidae. Bases 103 to 699 code for a protein of 198 amino acids.